Messenger RNA from Diospyros lotus (date-plum), 1083 nucleotides. RefSeq lists its product as uncharacterized. The transcript has a single exon. Lineage: Eukaryota; Viridiplantae; Streptophyta; Magnoliopsida; Ericales; Ebenaceae. Bases 4 to 603 code for a protein of 199 amino acids. The record is from RefSeq and is a predicted model, not a curated record.
UAUAUGUGUAUAUAUAUUCUUACAGUUAACUUGCACAUAUAUCAUCUUCUUUCUCGUAUUUCAAUUAAAGUUGAAGCCAAAUACGUACAGAAGGGUUCUUUGUUCUUCAGCAUGAGAGCCAAAGAGAACGGUCAAAGCAGGUUCCUGCGCUUGAUAACACUGCCCAUUAGGGCCCUGGGCAAAGCGAGGGACUUCUACGUCCGAAGCAUGACCGAUUAUGCCGGAAAGCUGACACAUGGAAACUACGCCUCCGGCCCUACUGCCGGCCAACUCUCCUCCUUGCCGAAGAGCUUCAGCGUUAGCUCUUCGAGGUCGAACGAGAACGACGACUUCAGAGAGCUGAUCAGAGCCGCCUCCACCAGGAGUACUUUGGGCAAUAGGGUCGACGUCAACGACAUGGAGUUGUACAUGCAGCAGCACGGCCAAGUGAGGCGGCCGGCGGCGGACGCCGUACCCAGGAGCCGCAGCGUCGCGAUGGGAAGGAUUGACGAAGAGAAAUCUUGCGACUUUGGUGAAGAGAGCCUUGGUGUUGCUGGUAGAGCCGAGUUGAUUUUCCCUAGAAGUCGAAGCCAUGCCGUGGCAAAGAGGAAUACCGUGUUCUGAAUCUUCAGAUCCUCUCUUUAACAGGAAAAGGGGAAAACAAAAAUCCUCUUAUUAUUCUCUCUCUUUCCCUUCUUGUGUCUGUUUUUUUUUCGUUGGAUAAAAAUUACUUUUUUUUUUUCUCAAAGGAUUUUAUUUUGUCUUUUUAGUUUUUUGGUUCAAAAGAUGAAAUCGCUCACUCCGGGUGCCCCACAUCCGACCCGAUAGGACGUAGGGGAGGUUAAUUAUGGUGACCCAAUCGGACGUAGUGGCUAGACUCGGACUCACCGCGCAUAAAGAGCCCCCUCACUUUGGAGAGAGGUAUCCCACACUGUCGCUUGCGAGACUCGAUUCUUGAUCUUGAUCUAAAAUUCACCACAAAAGACACUUUGUGUCCCCUUCUUGAUCAACUGGGCUGUCCAUGGGGGCUAUCUUUUUAGUUUCUUGUAUCGUAUGAAAGGUUGUUGUAACUGUUAAAUACUAAUUUAUUUCAUUACAGUGCAA